CUAAAAACUCUUGUGACCGUAGGAAAUCCAAUUUACAGUAGUAUUAGGUCAAGAGCUGUGCAUUGCUAUAUAUUUCCGUUUACGAGAUCUUUUCGGAUUCUGUUAAUAUAAAUAGGCCACAACUAUCAACAACGACAAGAACGACCACAGCAAGAAGAGCGAUAGUUGGCAUUGUGGAGAGAAAAAGAGACGAGACAGAAACAGAGAUAGAUAUGGGGAGUAGGGUUGAGGAAGAGAGAGGGGGCAACACGAACCCUUUUGAUGAUGGAGAAGGAGAAGGAGGGAACAAGGUUGUUAUGGUCGAGGAAGCUUUCAAAGACACUGUAGUUCCGCCAUGGACGAAGCAAAUAACCUUUAGGGCUAUUGCUACAAGCUUCUUUCUGAGUAUAGUAUUCAACUUUAUCGUUUGUAAGCUUAAUCUCACAACUGGUGUUAUCCCUUCUCUUAAUGUUGCUGCUGGAUUACUGGGUUUUGGUAUCCUUAAGUUUUGGACUACUUUGCUUGGAAAAACUGGUUUCUUGAAGCAGCCUUUUACUAGGCAAGAAAAUACUGUCAUACAAACCUGUGUGGUUGCUUCUUCUGGAAUUGCCUUUAGCAGUGGCACCGCAAGUUACUUAUUGGGUAUGAUUCCAAGGAUAGCUGCUCAAUCAGAUGGAGGAAAUACACCAGCCAAUGUGAAGCAUCUUUCUCUUGGUUGGAUGAUGGCUUUUCUCUUUAUUGUAAGCUUUGUUGGCUUGUUCUCUAUUGUACCCUUGAGAAAGCUGAUGAUCUUGAAGUACAAGCUAACAUACCCUAGUGGGACAGCUACUGCCUACCUUAUCAACAGCUUUCACACCCCCAAAGGUGCCAAAUUGGCCAAGAAGCAAGUUGGUGUCCUUUUCAAAUUCUUUGGAUUCAGCUUUUUCUGGGCCUUUUUCCAGUGGUUUUUCACUGGCGGAGACGGUUGUGGAUUUUCUAGCUUCCCCACUUUUGGUCUUCAAGCCGCGGAUCAAAGGUUCUUCUUUGAUUUCUCAUCAACAUAUGUGGGUGUUGGAAUGAUUUGUCCAUACAUGGUAAAUAUUUCCUUGCUUCUUGGAGCCAUAGUUUCAUGGGGAAUCAUGUGGCCAUUAAUUGAAGCAAAGAAAGGUAUCUGGUUUCCUGACCAUCUACCAGGAAACAGUCUCCAUGGUAUCCAAGGAUAUAGGAUUUUUAUUGCAAUUGCCACAAUGCUUGGUGAUGGCCUUUACCAUGUCAUUUACAUGCUAGCCAAAACCUUGUAUAGCCUGGUACUUCAGAAUUUGAACAAGGAAUCAUCUUCUAUAACUCCAUCAGCUGGUGGUGAGAACACUGAGAUUGUGAACUACGAUGAACAACGAAGAAAAGAAUUCUUUCUAAAAGACCAAAUCCCAACAUGGGUUGCUUUCCUUGGUUACUUUGGCCUUGCAGCCAUUUCCAUAACCACAGUUCCAUUAAUCUUUCAUCAACUAAAGUGGUACCAUGUUCUAGUAGCUUACCUGAUUGCCCCAGUUUUAGCUUUCUGCAAUGCCUACGGAUGCGGUCUCACAGAUUGGUCACUUGCCUCCAACUACGGAAAAUUUGCUAUCAUCAUUUUCAGUGCUUGGGUUGGCCAUGACGGUGGAAUCAUUGCUGGACUUGCAUCAUGUGGUGUGAUGAUGAGUAUUGUUUCAACAGCAUCUGAUUUAAUGCAAGACUUCAAGACCGGAUACCUGACACUCUCUUCUGCUCGUUCUAUGUUCUUUAGCCAAGUUGCGGGAACAGCUAUGGGCUGCUUGAUAACUCCUCUGGUAUUCUGGUUUUUUUAUAAAGCUUACCCCACCAUAGGUGAAAGUGGGACCACCUACCCUGCACCUUAUGGUCAAAUCUACCGUGGGAUUGCUCUUCUUGGCGUAGAGGGUAUCUCUUCCCUUCCCAAAAAUUGCCUCACAUUGUCCAUAUCAUUUUUUGUCGGAGCUAUAGUUGUUAACCUUAUCCGUGACCUGUUACAAAAGUACGAAACCACAUACAGGGUCUACAGGUUUAUUCCAAGCCCAAUGUGCAUGGCAAUCCCAUUUUACAUUGGUGGCUAUUUCGCCAUAGAUAUGUGUGUUGGAAGUUUGAUUCUUUUUAUAUGGGAGAAGUACAACAAGCAAAGGGCAACUGACUUUGGAACUGCAGUGGCAUCUGGCCUGAUUUGUGGUGACUCACUGUGGGGAAUUCCGGCAGCUAUCCUUUCACUUGCCAAUCUUGCUCCUCCUAUUUGCAUGAAGUUCCUUUCUGCUGCUCAAAAUAACAGGGUCGAUCAAUUCUUGAAUAGCUAGCUAUAACUGGUGUCAUAUAUAUGUUUCAUAUUGGCAUUGCACCUUCAGAUCAUUAUUAAUUUUGUUGUCUAGUUGGUUACUAUUUUAUUUGUAAAUAUUGCGAGUCAAAAAGUUUCCCUUCUUUUCUUUACUUAAGGUUGUUUAAAUGUUUCAAGACAGUAGUCGUACACAAU
Messenger RNA from Ricinus communis (castor bean), 2470 nucleotides. Its product is annotated as probable metal-nicotianamine transporter YSL7. Gene Ontology annotation, cellular component: membrane. Gene Ontology annotation, molecular function: oligopeptide transmembrane transporter activity. The transcript is spliced from 6 exons. NCBI's taxonomy places the organism in Eukaryota, Viridiplantae, Streptophyta, Magnoliopsida, Malpighiales, Euphorbiaceae. The record is from RefSeq and is a predicted model, not a curated record. Bases 213 to 2297 code for a protein of 694 amino acids.